Molecule: messenger RNA, 2492 nt
Organism: Physella acuta
Lineage: Eukaryota; Metazoa; Mollusca; Gastropoda; Physidae
Source: RefSeq, a predicted model, not a curated record
UUUCUUUACAAUUUCAGAUAGCGGAACGGUAAAGAUGUCAUUUAGGAAUAGAUACAUCAACAAAUUUAUAAUUCUUAGUUUACUUUCAAUCAUCAUGAUGUUGGUGAUGUAUAUAAAUACUCACUUGAGAUGUCGUUCGUUGGUAGUGGAUCAUGUGACUUCUGACAGGCGCCAUUUUGACAACAGCGCCAUUAUUCACACCAUGCAGGCGAAAAAUUGGACGUUACAAAACAGCGAUCUGGUCGUGAAGAAAUGCGACGAACAGCAUACAGCCGAUAGACAGCGGCUGUAUCGGGAUUUACUGAGUGAUGUUGUUAACCAGAAGAAAGAUAUGAGGAUCUCGUUGCUAGGCAACGACGUGGAAGCGUCACGUGACCCUCCGGGGAUGCUGCCAACGACCGUCCAUUACGUCUGGUGCGGGGAGAAGCUGUUCAAGUUUGAAGACUAUCUGGGUGUUUUGAGCGUGGUGCGGGUUCUCAGGCCGCUGAAGUUGGUGUUUCACUACAACAAACUGCCGGUGGUUGAACGCUACUACCACACGUGGUUUCAGGAGCUUAAGCAGUCCCUGCCUAGUCUUGAGCUCCGAGUGGCUUCUAAGCUCAUCCGCUGUAACACGACCGACGCCUUGGACUACGGUCUGGAUCAGCUGGCGUCCAGCCCAGGCGGGGGGUUCUAUUUUGGGGAGCGGGCGCUGGUCACGCAUAUUCCUAAAGAAUGGCGCUCGGAGAAAUUCUUUACUUACGUCACAUCCGGUUCCAACCGCAGUGAACAGGUGUUUGUUUUAGCAUCUCAAGGUCACUUGGGGAACGGGUCAACUUUACCAAAGUAUAAAAUCAACAUUUUAAACAGGUCGUUCGAAUGUCUGACAUUGGAUAAGUUCAACGCUGGCAACAAUGGGACAGAGUUUAACACCAGGGGUCAGUUGUCUCAGAACUUGUCCCCCUGCCUGGCCGUGCCGGAUGGAAUAGUACCCGAGGACAUCAUUAACGAAACCUCGCCAUUCGCCUCUCUGGCGAGAAGAUUGUUCUAUGGCAAGUCGGAACCAGUGGCUGUCAGACAAGGCGAGGAUCCAAACGACCUGAUCCCAAACAUUGGACAUGUCGUGUCGUUGAACCCACAGCCAGGUUCUCCCGUCAAGUUCUUGUUCCAGCAUUACCUGGCAAUGCUAUCAGCCUUGUACCUGGCCAAAAUAGAAAGGAUCUAUGUCCACGGGGACACAGUGCCAUCUGGUGAGUGGUGGGACAGGCUUCAAGGGGAGAAUAUCACAUUCGUUUACGCAGACAACUCUGAUUCAGUGUACCAGCAGCCGAUCAAAGUCCCCGCCCACCAGUCUGAUAUAUUGAGGACGUUGAUCCUCUACAAAUAUGGCGGCAUUUACUUUGACAAAGACGUAUUCUGGGCCACCCCACCGUCGACUGACCUACGCAGAUACCCUAGCAUCAUGUGCCUGGACUGGCCAUCUUACGGAGUGUGGCCAAAAGGUGGAAGUAUCGGACUACUGAUGGCCAAACCUGCAGCGCCGUUUCUGAUCAAGUUCCUAGACUCGUUUUGGUUAUAUCGUGACAACAGCUGGGAGUUUAAUGGGGUCUUGAUGCCUUAUAAAGUCUUUGAGAGAAAUCCAGAGACGCUACUCAUACAUAAAAGGUUACAGGUGAUCUGCUUCAUCGGUGUGUGUCACCCAGCCUGGCACGACGACUUCAUCAGAGACAUCAAGGACGCCAGUAAACCCACGCAAGAUUUUAACAUUCUGGAAGCUAAUGCUUACCACUUCACCUACCCUAAGCCGGACCCGAGCCUGGUGUCUUUCGACACAAUACGAAACCGUAACGACACAGCCGCCCAACUUGCCAGGAUGUUGAUUGAAACGAUUAAAAAAACUGGCAAGCUUCAUCUUAUAGCGGGCAGUUCAUAACAUUAGAUUUCAAGUUAACUUAUUAGAAGCAGACAUUUAUUUAAAUUAUGUGAAAAAUAUGUGUAAAAUGAAUCUUAUAGAAGUUUAGUUUGUGAGAAUGUUUGCGUAUGAAUCACUCCGAUAUCAAGAAGAGAAAAUAGUCCCUGUGUUUUUGUGUACACGUAACGUAUUACAGACAUCAUAUUUUACUGAACGAUUUUACGUUAACUUACCAUGCGAGCAUGCAAGCUUAGCUUAUCGUAAAUAUAAUUUUAUUAUGUAGAUAUCUUGGUGGGACGACAAUGAGGUGGGGGAGGGAGGGAAGUGUUCGAGUUUAUUUAUGCGUGUAUAUGUAUGUGUGCAACUAAGUGCAUUAUUUCCACGUAAUGCUUAAGUGUCAGUUUCAAGCAAUAAAUUUACGUACAUCCAUUAACGUAAGCAUAAGUAUUAAUAUAUAAGAUUAUAAAUAAUAAAAACUGCACACACUUACGUUAUGUAUGUAAGUUCGUGUGAGUAUGUGUGUGUGUUUGUGUUUUUGUGUGCAUUUGUGUGUGUGAGUGUACCUCCCACUUUAUGAAAGUGAAUAAAACCAAAACGACUG